Messenger RNA from Cetraspora pellucida, 1551 nucleotides. NCBI's taxonomy places the organism in Eukaryota, Fungi, Glomeromycota, Glomeromycetes, Diversisporales, Gigasporaceae. The record is from the annotation of a GenBank genome assembly.
AUGUUACUUUUUUUAUAUACCUUUUUUAUAUUUGUGUCGAGAAAAAAGGUAUUAAGUCAGGAUAUAUGCAACCUAUCUCCAACUAAACCAAAUAAACUUAUCGGAUAUUAUCCCGCUUAUAAACUUAAUUCAAAACCGGGGGUAGAUUUUAAUAUCAGUCCAUCAAUUAAUUACUUAAACUAUAUUGCCUUUGGUCCGAAUGACCUUGUUUAUAAUGGUGCUGAUGGAGGCCCAUCUAAAUUUUUUGACACUUCCAAAUUUUCUGAACUGUCAAACUAUAUACGCAACAAUAGUCCAAAGCCUAAGAUUAUUCUAUCAGUCUUGUUACCAACUGAUGGGAAUAAUUUAACUCAAUUCUUUAAUAAACAGUCUGGUGAUCCGGAUCAGGGUUGGUAUAAUCCGAAUAGCACACAAAAUAAGAAAUUUAUUGAGGACUUAAUUACUAUUGUUAAAAAGUUUAACUUUGAUGGAAUUGACAUUGAUUAUCCCUUUAAAUUUCCGUGCUAUCCUUCAAUAGGAUUCAAUGAUUCGAAUUUUCUAAGUUUCCUAAGUGCCAUAUCAGAUCAAUUAGACGAGGAUAAGAAUUUAACAGUUACAGCAGGCCAAUAUCCUAUAAAGGGCUUCAAUUCCAAUAUCAUCGAUUUUGUAAAUAUUCAGGCAUUUCAUCUUAAUAUAAAUAGCGUGAAUACAAGUGCUGGAUUAGACGGAAUCACACAAAUUUUGAAUUCUUGGAAUAUUACAGAUAAAUCAAAAUUUGCUUUAAGCGUUGAAUUUGGAGGAAUUGUCGAAAUUGUUUCCUCCAAGAAUAUUACUUCUGACAUUGAGAGUCAACAAUUUCAACUAGUAAAUGGCACAAAUUUUACUUUCACGUUAUCCAAUGUAUCAAUUUCAGAUCAAUGUAAUCGUUCAUCAUAUGCAUAUUUGUCAUGGGAAAAUUUAAAUAAUUCAUUAUUAUCACCAUCCUCUUGUGCUGCAAAUUUAACUUCUUCAUCGUCAGCAUGGACCUAUGGCUUUGCUAAAAAUGCGAAACAACCAUAUCUUUACCACCAAAAUUCGUCUAAUCAGCCUAGCCUUAAUCCGUUUGGUUCAUCUAAUUCGUCUAAUGCGUCUUCAAUAUACUACGUUAUUUUCUAUGAAGAUUAUCAAUCGUUAAAUGCUAAAAUCGACUAUAUAAAAAACAAUAGUUUAUUCGGAAUUGCUAUUACAGAUAUCAGCAAAGAUUCACAAUUGAUAGACUUCGUUAUAGGAAGUCGGCCAACUCAGCCUGGAAAAAGUACACCUUCAGGUACCCCAUCAUCUAUAUCUUCAUCUACAUCUUCAGCUAAUAUAGGUGCAAUAUUAGGUUCUAUUGUUUUUGUUAGCGCAUUAAUAGCUAUUGGCAUCAUAUUGUAUCGAAGAAGACACGGAGCAAAAAUGUCUAAUCCACUCAUAGAUACAAAUAAUCAAGCUUGCUCGGAUACAAAUCCACAGGUUUACUCUGAUAUAAAUCGUCAGAUUCGUCCAGAUACAAAUAAUCGGAUUUUCUCAGAUACAAAUCAUAAAGUCUUCUAA